AUGUCGAAGAAGAACGUAGUCGUCCUCGGCGCCGGGUCUGCCGGCACCACCAUCGUGCGCGCGCUCACAAAGUCGCUCGACCUCUCGCGCUACGACCUCAUCCUCCUCAACGACCGCCCCUACUUCGUGCACCUGCCCGCGAUGGCCCGCCUCGCCACCUGGGACGACCCGCUCGGCGAGAAGGCGUUCUUCGACCUCGCCCAGGUCGUCCCCGCCGGCAAGGGCACCUUCACCGUCGGCAAAGUCGUCGGCGUCGCCGAGGGCGCCGCGGGCGCGGGCGGCGAGCUCGAGCUCGAGGGCGGCGCGCGGAUACCGUACGCGGCGCUCGUCGUCGCGACCGGCAGCCGGUGGCCCGACUUCAUCCAGGUCCCGGCGACGGCCGCGGAGCGCGAUGCGCACCUCGGCGGGUGGCACGCCAGCUUCAAGGGCGCGGAGCACGUCGUCGUCGUCGGCGGCGGCUCGGUCGGCAUCGAAGUUCCGGCUCGACAUCCAGCCCGCGCGGAGGCGGUCGGCAUCUCCUUCGUACUCGGCAACGCCCUCGACGCCGCGCCCGGAAAGGUCUCCGGCGUCACCACGCGCGACGGGAAGAGCCUGCCCGACGCGGAUCUAGUGGUCCACGCGUUCGGCGCGAAGCCCAACACGGAGAUCCUCAAGGGCGCGUUCGACGACGCGCUCACCGCACGGGCACCGUCAAGGUCAACGAGUUCCUUGAGGUCCGCGGCCACCCGGCGUAAGCAGGCGGCGAAGGCGAACACGCACGCCGCGGUCGCGGCCGCGAACGUCGUCGCGUUCCUCGCGGGCAAGCCGCUCCCGAAGUCGUACAAGGGCAGCCCGGAGAUGAUCAUGAUCCCGCUUGGAAAGAGUGGGGGUGCGGCUGGCUGA
This is a messenger RNA of Epithele typhae, 882 nucleotides long. RefSeq names its product FAD/NAD(P)-binding domain-containing protein. Gene Ontology annotation, cellular component: cytoplasm. Bases 1 to 882 code for a protein of 293 amino acids. Gene Ontology annotation, molecular function: flavin adenine dinucleotide binding; electron-transferring-flavoprotein dehydrogenase activity. Lineage: Eukaryota; Fungi; Basidiomycota; Agaricomycetes; Polyporales; Epitheliaceae. The record is from RefSeq and is a predicted model, not a curated record. The transcript has 5 exons.